Molecule: messenger RNA, 939 nt
Organism: Aspergillus wentii DTO 134E9
Lineage: Eukaryota; Fungi; Ascomycota; Eurotiomycetes; Eurotiales; Aspergillaceae
Product: putative thiamine pyrophosphokinase
Exons: 2
Coding region: 1-939 (312 amino acids)
Molecular function (GO): 8-oxo-dGDP phosphatase activity
Source: RefSeq, a predicted model, not a curated record
AUGCAAACCAUACUAGACGUAGUCAAAGACUGCGACAACUUCCCCUACGAAGAUGAAUCCCAACCAGACCUCUGGAAAUUCUGCCUCCCCGACGACCCAAGGCCGCACGGUCUCCUGAUCCCCUCAGUCGUCAAGGCAAUGCCCUGGACAGACUCUUUCCAGCUAAACCACUCCGCAAAAACUAUCCAUCUUAUUCGUCCUGCUGGCAUCAACUGGGAAUCAAAAUGCACCGCCAUAAUCGACGCACAGGUGCAGCUCGCCCGCGAAAAAGGCACAUUCCCCGCGCUGGGCAAACCCCGCCACGAGGAAUUCCCCAUCGUCGGCGCCCGGUUCCGGGUUGGCAUUGAUCGGUCUGCGUUUUCGAUGUUUGGAAUCAUUGGGCGGGGUGUGCAUAUGACUGUGUACGUUCGCGUGGGGGAGUCACGGGAGCUGAAGGUAUGGAUUCCGCAGCGGAAUUUGAACAAGGCUACGUAUCCCGGUGCGUUGGAUAAUACGGUGGCGGGGGGGAUGGCGACGGGAGAAAAGCCGAUGGAGUGUUUGGUUCGGGAGGCGAGUGAGGAGGCGGGCAUGGAAGAGAGGAUACUUCGACGGGAUGUCCGGGCCGCGGGGACAGUGACGUGGUUGAAUGUUAGUGAUGAACGGUCAGGUGGACAGAGUGGGUUGAUGAAUCCGGGGAUCUUGUACGUGUAUGAUAUGGAGGUGGAAGAGGAUGUGGUGUUUAAACCUGUCGAUGACGACGUGCAUGCGUUCCAUUUAAUGGGCAUGGAGGAGGUGAAAGAGGCGAUGCUGGAUGGACGGUUUAAACCGGCCAGCGCGUGUGUGAUGAUUGAUUUUCUCAUCCGCCAUGGUAUCAUUACCGCCGAGGAGGAAGAGGACUAUGCGGAGAUUGUGUCGCGCUUGCAUCGCAAGCUUCCCCUGCCCAGUAGUAUUCGUAUUUAG